UUUGCCAAGUUCGGCAGCUACGACUGCAACUUUUGUAAUCCGUUUCGAACUUUUACUGAAAAUAUCCAAUAUUUAUCCAAAAACUAGUGUAAAUUUUAUCAAUUCAAAGAGCCUAGGUGCUCUCGUUUCGCGGUACAGUAAAUUCAACUGCUAAAACCUUUUCGGAUACCGGAAAAUUACAGAUUACAAAACACCGAUUUUUUUUUGCCAACAUUGUGAAAUCGGUGAGAAAACAAUAUUUCGUGUCCGAAUUUAAUCUUUCGUUUCCGCUGAAGCCCAUCAGUAAAAUCGAACGUUCCCCAGCAACGAUGGCCGAUUUACCGAAAUUGUCUCGCUCUAUGCGUGCCAACACGGACCUUGACGUUCGCCGGGAACUCGCACAGCUGCCAGAGGAACGGCCUACACUGCAGGUGUUCCGGAGCAAAGAAGCAAAAAGCGGUGUUUCCUGGAAGGAGCUUAAAUUGUUCAUCGAACGACGUGGAAACCAAACGAUGGCCUCGGUGGUCAUCAACAAGUUGCGGGACCUUUGGGGUCACUGCCGGGAGAUGCUAGGUUCCGAGGAAAACUCGGCCCUGGUCGAUGAGGCUGCCAUAUUUGUGCUUCGCUUGUUCCUGGACCAGAAAAUCGUUAUGCUUAAGCACACAUCUCGGCUUAAGAAAAUGUUCGGCCAGGUGCCAAAUGCGCUGAUUAAUAAAAUGUGCGCCUUGGUUUACGAAAUCAGUCAGCAGUUAGACGACGAAUGUCGAAAGUACUUGGAAGAAACUGAAAAGGAUGGAAACGAGGAAGCCGCUACACGUUCCUUGUGGGGUUCACACAUCAAAUGUAGCGUUCCGGGUGGGCUGAGCGAAAAUUUCUCUCUUCUGACGGAUCUUUCCCCGGCUCUCCCACAGCAAACGAAAUCGGCGGCAACCUUUUCGAUGAAAUACGACAUUCGAAAAAACGAACAACCUCAAACAACAUCCUCAUCAUCUCAAGCAGGGUCCGAAGAAAAGUUCACUCGCUCCUGGCUGGCCAAACGGAUGCCCCCGGAUUUGAUAGACAAUUUGGUUGAAUUGCUCAAAUCGAGCAAAAGCAAUGACGAACUACAGAAUGAUCUGUUCGACUUCCUGGGCUUCGACAAGUUCGAGCUGAUCGAAGAGCUUCUGCAAAACCGGAAGCAGAUUAUCGAACGGGUGAAGGCAGCCGCACAGAUUAACAAUUUCAUGGAGAAAGCAGCCAAAAAGCUAGAAUCAAUGCAACAUGCUCCAUCUUAUUUGAUGCCGGUGAUGAUUCAGUCAGAAUCGGAGAAACAAUUGCGCAAGCAAGUUACAAAAGAGGAGAAAAAGCUAAAGAAAAUUUUGAAUGUUGUUGGCAAUGGAGAUGAAGUGGAGGAUAAGCUAGACCCAGUGAAGAUGCGAUUAAACUAUCAGCAGAGUUUGCUGGUAGCAGCCCAGAUGGCUCCCCUUUUGGACGAGAAACCGUUUAGGAAUGCUGUAGCUCCAAGACCGGCAAAACCAAUCAAGUAUCCGAAUGUGUAUGACUCGUACAGUGAAGCCAAAGCCCACGUUGGUUUCAUUGCCGGAGGGAAACUUUUGCUGCCGGACAAUGUAGAACGUAAGGAUAGCAAGAUGUAUGAAGAAGUAAAAAUCCCGGCUACGGAACCUCCACCGCUUUCUAUUGGGAAUAAUCGUAUCCAGAUAAGCAGUUUAGAUGAGAUCGGUCAGGUGGCUUUCAAGGGAUGCAAGGAGCUAAAUCGCAUUCAAAGUAUAGUUUACCCGGCCGCUUAUCAUAGUAAUGAGAAUUUGCUCGUAUGUGCACCAACUGGUGCCGGAAAGACCAAUGUUGCAAUGUUAACGAUUGUAAAUACAAUUCGUCAGUUCGUGGACCAGGGCGUUAUACACCGCGACCAAUUCAAGAUCGUUUAUGUCGCUCCAAUGAAAGCGCUGGCUGCAGAAAUGACUAGCAAUUUCGGUAAGAAAUUGGCACCACUCGGGUUAUCCGUUAGAGAGUUGACGGGUGAUAUGCAAUUGACCAAAACAGAAAUGCAACAGACUCAAAUGAUAGUAACGACACCGGAAAAGUGGGAUGUUGUGACCCGAAAAGGAGCAGGUGAUGUUGCCUUCAUCAGCUUGGUAAAAUUGCUCAUCAUAGACGAAGUGCACUUGCUUCACGGAGAACGUGGUCCAGUCGUCGAAGCUUUAGUUGCUCGAACCUUACGGCUGGUGGAAUCGUCUCAGAGUAUGAUUCGUAUAGUAGGUUUAUCUGCUACUCUUCCAAACUACAUUGACGUAGCACGAUUCCUAAGGGUCAACCCGAUGAUCGGUUUAUUCUUCUUCGACUCACGCUUCCGACCCGUCCCACUGAGUACAAAUUUCAUAGGAGUGAAAUCUCUGAAGGCUUUGCAACAGCUAGCCGAUAUGGACACAAUUUGCUACGACAUGUGUAUCGAUAUGGUAAGACAGGGUCAUCAGGUGAUGGUCUUUGUUCACGCUCGAAACGCUACCGUGCGGACGGCCACCAUAAUCAAAGAAUUCGCUCAGCAAAAAGGUCACAGCCAACUUCUGACUCCCGAGAGCAAUCCGGAAUAUGGGAAUGCAUUGAAAGCAAUGUCGAAAAGUAGAAACAAGCAACUGGUCGAACUGUUCCAAAACGGUCUAGCAAUGCAUCACGCGGGAAUGUUGAGACCAGACCGUAAUCUCGUUGAAAAAUACUUCUCUGAUGGAAUUAUUAAAGUUUUAGUUUGUACUGCCACCCUAGCUUGGGGAGUUAAUUUGCCUGCCCAUGCUGUUAUCAUAAAAGGUACAGAGAUUUAUGAUUCCAAACAUGGAACAUUCGUUGACCUAGGUAUCCUGGACGUGUUGCAGAUUUUUGGUCGUGCUGGCCGGCCGCAGUUCGACAAAAGUGGUGAAGGCACAAUUAUCACCACCCACGAUAAACUUAACCACUAUCUUUCGCUGCUUACGAAUCAGUUCCCUAUUGAGUCGAAUUUUAUUCAAUGCCUAGCUGAUAAUUUGAACGCCGAAGUCACUCUUGGAACUAUUUGCAACAUCGAUGAAGCAAUUGAAUGGCUGAGUUACACAUACCUGUUCGUACGAAUGCGAAUGAAUCCUCAAUGCUACGGUUUGAACUAUCAGGAUUUGCAAGAGGAUCCGACACUGGAAAAGAAACGACGUCAGUUGAUUCACACGGCUGCCAUGGCACUGGACAAAGCACGUAUGGUGAGAUACAACGAGCGAACGGGAGAUUUGAACGUCACCGACCUCGGCCGGACGGCGUCACAUUUCUACAUCAAAUACGACACCGUAGAAGUUUUCAACGACCUGAUGAAACCGAUAAUGAACGAGGCGGACAUUCUAGCCAUGAUGUCCAAUGCACAGGAGUUUGAGCAGCUUAAAGUGCGAGAUGAUGAGAUGGAUGAACUGGACGAGUUGACACGCAUUUGCUGCGAACUUCCUGUUCGAGGGGGCAGCGAAAAUAUUCACGGAAAGGUCAACAUUCUGAUGCAAACUUAUUUGUCCAAGGGAUUUGUGCGAUCGUUUUCUUUGAUUUCGGACAUGUCGUACAUUACGCAAAAUACCGUCCGAAUAGCGAGAGCCCUAUUCACCAUUGUCUUACGUCAGAAUAAUCCAAUUUUAGCUGGAAGAAUGUUGAACAUCAGUAAAAUGUUUGAAAGACAAAUGUGGGAGUUCAUGACGCCAAUGCACCAGUUUCCAAUUCUACCAUUUGAAGUCAUCGAUAAGUUGGAACAUCGUGGCCUUAGUAUCCUUGCGCUGAGAGACAUGGAUCCGAAAGAAAUUGGCGAUAUGCUGCGAAAUCAUCGACAUGCAGUGGUGGUGAAACGUUGCGCCGAAGAGUUUCCACUGUUGGAAAUCGAAGCCUCGCUGCAGCCCAUUACGAGAACCGUACUUCGUAUUCGAGUUUUUAUAACCCCCGCCUUUAAAUGGAAUGACCGAGUCCACGGUAAAACGGCUGAAAACUUUUGGAUAUGGAUCGAGGAUCCGGAAAGCAAUUUUAUCUACCAUUCCGAAUUUUUCCAAAUGACUAAAAAACAAACGAUUCGCAAAGAAGUUCAGGAGUUAGUAAUGACCAUUCCACUCAAGGAUCCUCUUCCACCACAGUAUUAUAUAAGGGCAACCAGUGACACCUGGUUAGGAAGUUCCAAUCUGGUACCUCUCUCGUUCAAACAUCUUAUCCUACCGGAAGUACAUCCACCACACACGGAACUGCUACCCUUACAACCACUCCCGGUAACGGUGCUUAACAACCGGAAAUACGAAGCCCUUUACAAGUUCACCCACUUUAAUCCAAUCCAAACGCAAAUCUUUCACUGUCUCUACCACACAGACAACAACGUGCUACUGGGAGCACCAACGGGCUCCGGAAAAACAAUCGCGGCCGAAGUGGCCAUGUUCCGGGUAUUCAACACCCUGCCAUGGGGCAAAGUGGUCUACAUUGCUCCCUUGAAGGCUCUGGUCAAAGAACGUAUCGAUGAUUGGAAAGUGCGGCUCGAGCAAAAGCUGGGCAAAAAGGUGGUGGAACUCACCGGUGACGUUACUCCUGAUAUCAAAGCCAUUCGGGAGGCUCACGUUAUUGUGACAACCCCAGAGAAAUGGGACGGUAUCAGUCGGUCCUGGCAAACACGUGAUUACGUGCGAGACGUAGCACUAAUCGUUAUCGACGAAAUUCAUCUGCUCGGAGAAGAUCGUGGCCCUGUUUUGGAAGUAAUAGUUUCUCGAACAAAUUUUAUUGGAUCUCACACGGAACGAACACUGAGAAUCGUCGGUCUUUCGACGGCAUUGGCCAACGCUAGGGACCUUGCCAACUGGCUGGGAAUCGGUAUGAUGGGACUGUACAACUUUAAACCAUCUGUACGACCGGUUCCUCUUUCGGUGCAUAUUCAAGGUUUCCCCGGGAAACAUUACUGUCCGCGAAUGGCCACAAUGAAUCGACCAGCAUUCCAAGCGAUUCGACAAUAUUCCCCGUGCACUCCGGCACUGAUUUUUGUAGCCUCUCGAAAACAGACUCGCAUUACAGCCCUUGAUCUAAUAGCAUUCCUGGCCGGCGAAGACAAUCCCAAACAGUUUCUGCACAUUCCGGAACAGGAAAUGGAACAAAUUCUCUCCAGCAUCAAAGAUAACAACCUAAAGCUCACACUAGCCUUCGGUAUCGCAAUCCAUCAUGCCGGUUUGCAAGAACGAGAUCGCAAAACUGCCGAGGAACUGUUCCUCAAUCGUAAAAUACAAGUACUGAUCGCUACUGCUACCUUGGCCUGGGGUGUCAACCUUCCGGCUCACUUGGUCAUCAUCAAAGGCACCGAGUAUUUCGAUGGUAAACUGAAACGCUACGUCGAUAUGCCGAUAACCGAUGUACUGCAGAUGAUGGGACGUGCAGGUCGACCGCAAUUCGGCAACGAAGGUAUCGCUUGCGUAUUUGUGCACGAUGUCAAGAAAAACUUCUACAAAAAAUUUCUGUAUGACCCCUUCCCGGUUGAAUCCAGUUUGCUUGAGGUGCUACCGGAUCAUGUCAAUGCAGAAAUUGUUGCCGGUACAGUUCAGACUAAACAAGGGGUCUUAGAUUACCUAACCUGGACCUAUUUCUUCCGACGGUUGCUCCGCAAUCCUGCUUAUUACAAUUUGGAAGACAUCGAACAAACCCAGGUCAACUACUACCUUUCUCAGUUGGUACAAAAAGUGUUGGACAUUCUGGCGGCAGCCGGAUGCCUCGAGUUUGCUGACGAUGGCCGAGGAUUGAUUCCCACUUCGAUGGGUCGAAUUUCAUCCUAUUACUACAUGUCGCACCAGAGUAUGAGACACUUUGCCGACAGACUUAGGCACGAUAUGAACUUUGAGGAACUGCUACGAGCCAUGGUAGAUGCGUGGGAGUUUGAGCAGCACCCUGUUCGACACCAUGAAGAUGUUUACAAUACUGACCUCGCCAAGCUUUGUCGAUUGAAGAUCGAUCCCCUGUCGGUGGAUAAUCCCCAUACCAAAGUGUUCCUGUUGAUGCAGGCUCAUCUUUCGCGAGUACCGCUGCCAAACUCGGACUACGGAACCGAUACGAAAUCUGUUUUGGACCAAUCGAUUCGGAUUAUUCAGGCUAUGAUUGACAUUACGGCGGAAAAGGGUUGGCUGGCCAGCACACUCCGCAUCCAGCAGCUGAUGCAGUGCAUCAUCCAAGCCCGCUGGAUCGAUGAUCCGGUAGCGUUGACCCUACCACAUGUAGAUCCGCACAACGCUCACAUAUUUACACAUGUGAAACUCGACCACCCAUUCCUUACAUUGCCGGCGUUGAAAGAAAAGUGCCACCGAAACUACGAGAACCUCGCGCGACCACUGCGCCAAGAAUUCGAGGAACAGGAAAUCGAACAAAUCUACAAAGUGCUUUGCUCGUUACCUUCCAUAAACCUGCAACUUUCGAUCCGUGGCCCAUUCGGAAACGGUCAGAAUGCCGAUCGACCUAUCCAACAACCUCAGAACCGCGAUACCUGGUUGGAGCUUUACGCCGAACAGGAGUACGUGCUGAACGUUCAAAUGAUCCGGCUGGGCAGCUUCGAAACGCUCAACAUCCACUGUCCAAAGUUCCCCAAGGGAAAGGACGAAGGAUGGUUCCUCACGCUAGGCCACCAGGCCGAGGCCGAACUGAUCGCCAUGAAGCGAUGCGUCUAUCGGAGCAACAAGAGCUCGCAUCAGUUGAGCUUCGUGGCCCCUAGGAGAUUGGGUCGUUGCAUCUACACGGUUUAUCUGAUGUCCGACGGCUAUCUGGGGCUGGAUCAGCAAUACGAUAUCAAUUUGGAGGUAGUACCGCCGCCGCCAAAUCAGAACCUCUUCACCGGUGGCGCUAGUGAAGAAUUCCUAUCUAUGUGGAACGAUAAGCUGUAAACAAACACUAUACUUUGGACCCACACAAAUACACAUGCUGGUUCCAAAGUCUGAACAACAACAUUAACUACAAUGUGAUUCGUUAGAUAUUGCUUGUACUAGCAAUUGAUAGUUCUGUUUUUCUUUUUAUACGCUGUAUAUUGUUUAUCUACUGAAAAUAAA
Molecule: messenger RNA, 7019 nt
Organism: Uranotaenia lowii
Lineage: Eukaryota; Metazoa; Arthropoda; Insecta; Diptera; Culicidae
Gene: obe
Product: activating signal cointegrator 1 complex subunit 3
Exons: 7
Coding region: 309-6857 (2182 amino acids)
Molecular function (GO): ATP binding; nucleic acid binding; ATP hydrolysis activity
Source: RefSeq, a predicted model, not a curated record